AUGGCCGAGAAUCUGACAUCGUACAGCACAAAAGGCCUUCCGGCUGCGCCGGCCGUCUCCCGGCACACCAUUCCCAUGGCCGGCCUCCUCGUCGACGUCUACGGCCUCGACGAGCUCCCCGCGGACCGCUCCGCGCUUCCGACCACCUGCCUGUGGCUGCUGCACCCGCGCACGCGCGACCGUAGCCAGAUGGCCGAUAUUGCCGCGCGUGCCGUCGCGGCCUGGCACGCCGACACCGCCAGCUCCCCGCGCGGCCGCCAACUAAUCGCCCUCGCCUUUGACAUGCCCAACCACGGCACGCGGCUCGUCAGCGCGACGGCCAACGAGGCGUGGGACCGGGGCAACGCGACGCACGCCGUCGACAUGCUGGGCAUGGUCAAGGGCGCGGUCGCGGACAUGGCUGGGCUCAUGGACCUGGUCGAGGCGUAUCUCGGCGUGAGGGCCGACGCGCACGCCUGUCUGGGAUGGAGCCUCGGUGGGCACAGCGCGUGGCAGGCGUGGAUGGGCGAGGACAGAAUCGACGCAGCGGUGGUUAUUGUGGGAUGCCCCGACUUUAUCAACCUCAUGAGCAGCCGGGCCGCCACCGGCAACCUCGUCGCCAAGGGGAGCAGCUUCCUCGGCAGCCGCCACUUCCCCGCGAGCCUCGUCCGGACAUGCGCCGCGCACGACCCCAAGGCCAUGCUGUUCGGGACGGAGCCCGUGCCGGGCCUGCCGCUGGGUGACGCCGACAGGGACCGCGUGCGCCAGGUGCUGGACCGGCACCGCGUCGUGGGGAAGCGCCUGCUGCUGUGCUCCGGCGGCCGCGACAAGCUCGUGCCGUACGCGGUGGGCCAGUCGACCGUGGACGUGUUGAAGAAUGCGAGCGAGAGCUGGUAUCCGGGGAUCAGCGUGGACAGCAGAGUGUACAAGGAUGUCGGGCACGCGUUUGGAAAGGACAUGGUGACGGACGCGGUGGCGUUUUUGGUCGAUGCGGUGGCGCGAGGACCGCGGGAAAAGGAGAGCAGGGCCAAGAUGUAA
Messenger RNA from Beauveria bassiana ARSEF 2860, 1017 nucleotides. RefSeq lists its product as uncharacterized. Bases 1 to 1017 code for a protein of 338 amino acids. NCBI's taxonomy places the organism in Eukaryota, Fungi, Ascomycota, Sordariomycetes, Hypocreales, Cordycipitaceae. The record is from RefSeq and is a predicted model, not a curated record. The transcript is spliced from 2 exons.